AGACGGCAGAGAAACGAACCGGAGUGUGUGACAGACGGCAGAGAAACGAACCGGAGUGUGUGACAGACGGCAGAGAAGCGAACCGGAGUGUGUGACAGACGGCAGAGAAACGAACCGGAGUGUGUGACAGACGGCAGAGAAACGAACCGGAGUGUGUGACAGACGGCAGAGAAACGAACCGGAGUGUGUGACAGACGGCAGAGAAACGAACCGGAGUGUGUGACAGACGGCAGAGAAACGAACCGGAGUGUGUGACAGACGGCAGAGAAACGAACCGGAGUGUGUGACAGACGGCAGAGAAACGAACCGGAGUGUGACAGACACGAACCGGAGUGUGUGACAGACGGCAGAGAAACGAACCAGGGUGUGUGUGAAAGACAGAACAUCUCCAUUGGUUUCCCAUUAUACCGGUCUACCCCAGGGCAAUGUAGAGAUUGGACAGAGAUCAUUUAAAUAAAUAAAAAUGUUUUUAAACAAUUCAUUUUGAAUGAACGGGACCGGACCGCAAGGAACUACGAAUAGAUCUAAGGAAAGGAAGGUGUGUUUUGUUUUCUCUCACUCCUUCCACGAAGUCCGGUCCUAAUGCCCGGUCUUUGCAGUGCACUUGGUCUUGUGUUGGUGUUGGUGCGCUGAAUGAGCUCUCUCCGGACAGAGGCGAACUAUCCACGUUGCCGGCACACAGUGUUAUGUUGCUGUGAUAUAUGUUCGCUCGCUCGAACAGGCAACAGGCUAUGAAUGGGACGUGUUAUUCUGUUGCGCGCUGCUUGUUAGUUUUUUGCUUCUCAUCAUGAUCAACGUUGCGGUAUGAUACAGACACCCUCACCCUAUAGGUGCAGUCCUAGAGGACUCCGUCAGGACUGGACCAGUCACUCUUUACACGUUUAUUCCAUGAAGAUUCGGGAUGGAAUUUCAGAGAUGUUUUUUUCUGCCGCGUUCGGGAGUCGAUUCUUGGCAUUAAUAAAGGCGUUCUAAAUCCCUUCAAACAGCGGGCUCUGUUUCCACCUCUGUUCAUUGGGGCUACAGCCAUACUGGAAACGAGGUCCGAGAUACCCACCCCAGGUGAGUGAUCUGUUGGGAUGCACUGAGAGCAGCGAGGUCACCUGGGACACACCUGACAUGGAAGUCAAGGGUCAUCUCAUCUCAGUACCUGACCUGCUGGGUGGCAGUCCGGAGGCUGUUGAAAGGAUGACAGAACUACAGGAGAGAAGACGCAGUCUCGAGACUCUACUGAAUAGCAGACUGGCUGAGCUACGGAGAGUCUGUCUGCAGGAGGCGGAGUUGACAGGAGAGCUUCCUGUUGAUUUCCCCCUGGAGGCUGGGGAGAGACGCCCCAACGUACGCCGUCGGGCCGGAUCCUACCGCCACGGACCCAAGACUAUUAUAAAGACAGAGGAGGAGGUGUGUCAGAGGAAGCCGAAGAAGGCGCUGUUCAGCGGUGCCCUGAGACGGCGUGUAGACUCUGAUCAGCACCCGGCGCACAGCAAGAGGACUGUGCACAGAGGAUGUCACACGGAUGACACGGUGAACUCUGAGAGCAGCUCCACGUCUGAUUCUACAGGGGACCAUGACAACGAUGAGUCUUCGGGUGUGGCCCCUGACUGCCUGUCCCCGUCUCGGCCCCGGCUGGCCCCUGGUAAUGGGAGCAGCAGUAGUCCAGACAGCAGGCUGUGUAGGAAGCUUUCUCCUGUUGAGAUCUAUUAUGCGAUGAGGACCACCACGCAACCCAACUCACUGGCCCUCUCUGCCAGAAGCAAUAUGGAGGGGAGGAGUGUACCUACCACACCCCUCCUCGCUCGGAACGGACCAACAGGUGUCCACAACCACAUCAGGUCAGCUAUAUCCACAGUGACUACUACCAAGCAGUGGUCAGACAAUCCAGAGGUGACCCAGGUGGUUCCUCAUCAGUCUCAGGUCAGCGGCCACUCCCCUGGCCCCUCCUCUGGCCCCCCGUCAGGGUCCUAUGAGCAGGGAGGAGGAGGGGGAGGCGGAGUUUACAGUGAUAUCCUGAUGGACUAUGUAUGGGGGAAGCAGCAGCAGCAGCAGAGACAGGUCCAACAGGUCCAUGGCAAUGGACAGUUCCCUUCCUCCGUUCCUGUACCUCCUCCUUCUCACUUCAACGGCUACCCCCACCCCCAGGGACAUCUCCCAGGGCCCCAGCACGUCUCUGGGGGCCCGCCAGCCUACUCCAGCCCCCUGAUGCUCCGUGGGAAACUUGGAGAGCCACGCCGGGUCAAGGUAACCCGUACCAAGUCCUGUGGUCCGUUCAUCCCUCUCCAGCACCACCAGAAUGAGGUACUCCACUUCUCCUCUUACACCUCCUCCUCUUCUGACCCUCCUCUUCCUCCCACCUCCUCCUCUUCCUCGACCGGGACCUCCACAGCUGCCCUGUACCCCCACCAGGGGACUGGGGUUGAGUCCCAAAAGCACCAGCAUGGGUCUGGAUCGGGACCCGGUCUCAAUCUCAACCACAACCACCAGCUCGGACCACCCCAGUACUCUGACUCCGUCACCCCGGACGACCCCAUCCGCAGCCUGCACAAGGCCCUGGCUCUGGAGGGCCUGAGGGACUGGUACCUGAGGAACAGCCUGGGUGGAGUAGCGGUGGGGGGGAAGGUACCGGGGCAGGACAACAGGGGGUCCCCCAGGAGGCGUACCACGAACUCCCUGCACGGGUCACACCCUCAGCAUCUCCCACACCAGCCCCAGAUCUACCAGGGAGACCGAGACAGAGACUACCCUCCCUGCCACCUGCCACAGUCACAGACCUUCCACGGGCACCCACUACAUGGCAGGUCUCUGUAUCAGGAGUCCUUCCCAUCCCAGAUGCAGGAGCUGACCCUGAAAGAACCCAGCACUGACAGAGGUGAUCUGCCUACUCCGGGUACACUGGUCUGACAACAACAACAACAACAAC
Molecule: messenger RNA, 2914 nt
Organism: Oncorhynchus keta (chum salmon)
Lineage: Eukaryota; Metazoa; Chordata; Actinopteri; Salmoniformes; Salmonidae
Gene: ccdc120a
Product: coiled-coil domain containing 120a
Exons: 11
Coding region: 1117-2895 (592 amino acids)
Source: RefSeq, a predicted model, not a curated record